AAAUUCGUAGCAAAUCACUUGGCUUAUUAUGAUAAGUAAUAACAUUACAAUAUUAUACUGCUUUACGUGUGUAACACGAUAUUCGAGUGUUAUUAUACGGUCGUUAUAAUAAUAAUUGCCGUUAACUGUAAAUAAUUAGAUACACGACAAUAUAACAUAGCGACGAUGACUAAUGUCGUGAUCGACCAAUUCGCGUCUUACGGCCCCUAGUCGGUUUCCUGCACGGCGCUUCGGGUGUUUGUUAUGGAGCAAAAUGAAAGACGUCCUCGACCUGUUGACAGAUGACAGGAUUGUUUACUAUGGCGUAGUGGCCAUUAUUUGUGUACUUCUGUUCAAUUUGUUCGUUUGGGGAUGUUUGAGUUUCAUUAUUGUUAUUAUUGCGAUUGGUUGUGGAUAUUACAUAUUUGAUUAUGCCCUUAAAAACCAAAAUUUAAAUACCAGUUUUGUGUCGGAGAAUAAAUUUGAUAAGACUAACAAGUAUAAAUGUAAUAAUUGCAAAAACUGUAUUUCAUGUGACCUACAUUUAAAAUGUCUGAAUAAAGAAACACCAUGGAAAGGAUUAUUAAUACCCGAACAAAUUGAUUCUUCAAUAGAUAAAUUAUUAUCAAAAAUCAUAAAUGUAUAUGUAGAAAGUUGGUAUGAGAAUAUUUCAAAUGAUUCUCAUUUUAUAAAAGAAAUUAAGCAAGUAAUACGAUUUGCAACAAGCGUAUUGCUUAAAAGAUUAUUACAAUUAAAUUUAGAAGAUAUUGUGCUGUACAAAGUAAUUCCAAUAUGUUUAUCACAUAUAAGACACUGCCAACGAAUGGAAAAGGGUGAAAAAAUUGCAUACCAUUAUGCUGUCAGUAAUCGUAAAGUUGAGAUUAUGUAUCUUAAAAAAAUAUCUUCGAGUUUACUACCAUUUUUAAUGAGACAAGCCGAUCUUCAAUGCAUGAUAUUUUAUACUUUACUGCGAGAACUUCUUUCACUUUGGGUAUUAUUACCAAUAUCAGAUGUAAUAUGUAAUCCAGCCAACAUUAUUAUUACUUGGUCAAAAUUAUCGAAGUCAUCAAUUAUUAAUUCAACAACUACAAUAUGCAAAGAUGAACAAGUCGAAUUUUUAUCAAAAUUUAUUGGUGAAAAUCAACAUGAUACUGUACAACUUGAAAUGCGUAGUAUAUUUAAAGACUCAACAAUUUUAUCUGCAUUUACAGUUUUUUUGAAAAGAAAAGGUGCUGUGCAUUUGUUACAAUUCUGUUUGGAUGUUGAACAGUUUAAUAAGCGCAUGUUAAGACCAGAAAUAUCAUCUCAAGAACUUGAUAUGCUCUAUCGAGAUGCUUGGGAUAUAUUUUCUGUAUAUUUUAGUUCCCAUUCACCAGAUUGCAUAAGUUUUGAUCCCGAGUUAGUAAGUCAACUAAGAAAAGUUUUAUCUAAAGAUGUUAUUAAACUUCAAAAUUCAAAACCACUAUAUCAAGCUUACGAACAAACAUAUUAUACCUUACAAAAUAGUUACUGGAUAGAGUUUCACAAUUCUAAUGAAUAUUUUUCUUGGAUGUGUGGACCACGUAAUAUUUCAGAUACUGGUUCAUCAAAAGAUUCUUUGUCUAAUAAUGAAAAAAAAGAUCAUGCUUCUAAACUAAGUCGCAAAUUAAAUAGGAUUAAAGGAGCUAUGAAGUCAAGUACUAUAUAUGAUGGUCAAUUUGAUUCUUUAUCUUCCGAAUGUGAUCCAGAGUAUGGAGAAGAUUUAUCUGUUGAUAAUGAAAUAAUUAAUAGUGAAAGAGAUUUAAGCACUUGGAAAGUAACUGAUGUAACAUCAGCUAUGAAAUUAGAAUCUGGAUCCAAUGGUGGUCAAUCAUUGGUAUUUUUUAUUACAGUAGAAACAGUUAAAAAUGAUUCAAUCAAACAAUGGUGUGUAGAAAGAAGACUUGCUGACUUUUAUACUUUAAAAUCAAAACUUACUGAAUUUCACGGAGUAUUUGUGGAUGCUCGAUUGCCCUCGAGAAGGAUUUUAUUACAAAAGACAGAAAAUAAUGACAUUUAUGUGCAGUUUCUCAAUCAACUGUUACAGAAACCUGAGCUUAGGGGAUCAGAUUUAUUGCAUAUGUUUUUAACAUCCAUAGAAAAUUUUGAAGAUUCUGAAUCAGCCAUUGGGAGAUUGUUAAGGAAAUCUAUGCCAAUGGCUUUAAGAAAAGAACGUGGACAAAAUUUAGAAUCAUUCAUUUCUGUAUUUAUGGCUUCAGUUGAAACUAAAUUAAAACAAAGGUAUGAGUGGAAAGAUUUAAGUGAACAUCUUCCUGAAAGAAAAUUUAAAAUUGCUGAAAAUCCAAUUUUUGGUAAUAACUUAAAUGUAGUUGAAGAUGAAAACCAAACACCAUUAGAAGGAAUAUCAGACCAAAUAAAAUUUUUCUGUGGUCCAAUUAACUGCAUAAUUUUUUUUGGUGUACAUGUAUACAACAUGUCAAAUUCUGUUGUCCAAUUAAUUUUGGCCAUACAAUCAAUAUGUGGUAAUAUUGUUGAUUCUAUUAUACAACGCUACAUCAGUCUUCGUAUUAUAAGAUCAAUUACACCUUCUAAAAUAUCAAACUUAAUUGAAUUAUUAGAAAAUCUUCUAUUUCCUGGAGAUGAUGCACCACAAAAGACUGAUCAUCAAAUCUCAGUUGAACAUUUAAAAUUAAUGAAUAAUUCAGUUUUUUCUCCACUGUUUAUGUGUUUGUUUCAAUGUACACAGAAUUCAGUAAUGAACAAACAAUUAUUCUACAGACUUUUAGAUGUUUUACUAGCAGAAAUGUUUCCAGAACUACGAACACAACUUAACGAACAAUUAUGAUGAUAAAACUUCAUUGCUGUGAUAAUAUUGAGUGAUACAUUCCUUAAUAUCAAAAAAAGGUAUAUAAUUUAUAUGCUUUAUAGUUGUUUAAUAGAUUUAAAAGCCUAAUUACUUGAAUUUUCCAUGCUUGUUUGACUAAAUUAUUAAUUUGAUUUAUUUAUAAAUAAAUAUAUAGAAUUUUUUUUUUAAAUUAAUUUAAUAAGAAGUAAAAUUUUUAUUCCAUUGAUGAAAAAUGGUUAAUUCAAUUUGACAAGAGAUAACAUAAUAUCAAUGAUAAUAUUUCAUUGCAAAACAUGUAUUUAAAAAAAAAUUAUUACCAUUAGUGCAUACUAUAUUAGUAUAAUAAAAACAUUUAACAUCAUUUUAAUUUAUUUUUUAAAUAAAAAUCAUAAGGAACAUCAUAAGGCAUAAUGCUAAAUAGUGAAUAAAAUAAAUCCAUCAAUUUGUUGUGAUUUUUUUAUCUCAGUAUUAAAAAAUAUAAAAUAAGUAUAUGGUAGUCGGUAAUUUUAAAUAAAGCUCACAGUGCUGGUUUACCAUUCCAUUAUGUAUUACAUAUAUAUUUAAUUUUAGUCAGACAACUUACAACUUAUUACUUAAUCAUUGUUAUCGUUCUAGAUUAAUAUUAAUUGCUUAUAAACAUUAUUCAUGUAGUUUCAUAUAUAAUUAUAUAUACAUGUAUUAAUUGUUAAAAAUAUAUUAAAAAUAUUAUAAUAAAAUUAUAUAAAUUAAAAUUAGUACCAAAAUGUUGGUUUGAAAUGCAACGUUUAUUUUCCAUAUUAGUUUAAAAUUAAUAUUUGUUAAUAUAUUUAAAUGAAUACUUAACAAUUUUUAAGUUUUUUCCUAACUAAACAAGUGAGGACAUUUUUACUUGAGUACCUAUUUGCCAAAAAAACCUUUUUAAAACUUUUAUAUUUCAAAAUCUAUCAAUAUGAAUAAAACAAUAUUUCAAAAAUAUAAAUACUGCUAAUAAUAAUUUUCCAUUAAGUUAAUUGAAAUUCAUAGUUUUGAAAUAGGUUAAAUGUUUAAAAUGUACCAAAGAUAUUUUCAGCAGUUAUUUAUUACUUAAAUACAAAUGUUCCUAAGCUUAAAAUUAUUUAGUUAAACAUGGCUUUAAAAACAUAGUAUAAUUAUAGUAAACAAGUAUAAUUUUUUCUUUAGAAUGAAUGUUUUUGUUAGAUUAUAGCAUGAUGUUAUAGUUUUGUUUUUGACAGAUAAUAGAUUUAUUUUUUUAUAAAAUAGUAUUUUGAAAUAAAAUAAAUUAAUAAUCCAGUUUAUUUGUAUGUUAUUAUGUAAACACAUGAAUUAUAUCUCGAUAAACUUAAAGUGGUUGUUUUAUUUAAGAAUACUUAUUAUACUAGAAAUAUUUAAAAGUAUUAUUUGAAUUUAUAAAACUAACAUUUCUUUCAAUAUUAUUUGAAGUUUCCAAAACAAAAAAAAAAAAAAUUGGUCAACUUUUAGUCUUGAUCCACAAUCUAUUUCAAAAAUAUUAAAAAAUAAUACCUAUACAAAAUAAUUUUAAUUAUAAAAACAGUUAGUAAUAAGUAUGAUUAUAAUAUAUUAUAGUUUGAAUCGUAUUCCCUUGUAGCUUUAAAAAUCGGAUUUCAUCAAAAAAAAGUCUUCACUUAUUUCUUUUUACUGUUCAGUUACCAAAAUAUCUAUCUAUAAUUAUCAUUAAGUAUAAUUUAAAAAUAUAUUAUUCAUUCCUACUAAUAUAUUAGUGUAAUAGACACAAUUUUAUAAAAUAUACUAAUACACAAUAUUAACUUAUUUUUAAAAAAUAACUUAACCAGUAAAAUAUAAAUUAAUAUUAAUAUAUUUUUGUACUGCUCACAAUAUUUCUAAGAUGUGUAUUAUAGAGUAAAAUAUCUUUUUAAGUAUUUCUCGCGCAAAAUAUAAAUUUUAAUUUUAGACAUAUCUAAAAUGUGAAAAAUAUAAAUACAUAUUUUACUAUGUGAUUUAUAAGAAAAAUAACAUGUUUUAUAAAAUGUGAACAAAAAUUUCAAGCAUUUACAAUAUUUAUACAAUAUUAUAUUAUGUAUUACGAGAAUAUAAACCACUUAUAAUCUUUUAAAUAGUAUAUGGCACACAUUUAAUAGGCCAUCUCCUACCAAAGAGUCUUAUCCCUCCAAAAUUGUCAAUAACCCUACCCUCCAAAUGGAAUUACAUGUACAUCUAUGGACCAUGGUGUAAACUUUAAUCAGUGCUGGCCAUUUAACUUGCCCAAAAAAUUCAACGAAAUGUCCGCUUAUGCUCAACAGAUUUUUAGAAUAUGUGAAUAAAUAUUUUGCUAUUGAAUAUUGCUAUAUAUCUUAAUUGAGCCUAAGCACAGUCAUCUAAUUAAUCACUAGUUAUCAAAUUUUAUAAUAUUUUAUAAGUGACCGUAUAAUUGAUUAAAUAUUCUGCUGUAUUCAGUGUUUACAUAAUAGAAGUAUUAUCUGUAUUACAUGAUGAUAUGAAAUUGCUUGCAAUUAUUUUUGCCUAGUAUUAGUUAUCUGCAGAUUUAAUGGCAUACAUAUGUAAACCAUUAUUUAAACUGUAUUUAAACUUAUAUUUAUAAAUGUAUUAUUUAUUUAUUUAUUUUUUUUUAGUUAAAAAUAAAUAGGUGUAUUAUUUGAUAUCAAACAUUGAUUUCACAAUAUUUUUAUAAUUAUUUAUUUAUUUAUUUAUUUAUUUGUUAUAUUAUUGUUUUAUUUGUUUUACUGCUAAAUGUAUGUAAUAUUAUUAUUUUAAAUUUAAAUAAAAUUUGUCAAUUUAAUUUGGUAAUUCAAGUCAGCAAAUAUGUCAAUUAUAGCUUGUAUUAAUUAUUUUUAUUAAAUGCAUAAAAAAAAGUAAAACUAUAAACAAUAGUGUAUAAUAUUAUAUUAUGCACACUUUUUUGCAAUUCAAAAUGAUAAUUCUUGAAAGUGUUAAUACCUAUAUCAAUUCAAUUAAAAUUAUUUAUGUUUAUGAAAACUUGAUUUGUACAAUCUUUUAAAAAAUAUAUUGACUUAAUUUUGAUUAUCUUCAAGACCUCAAGAACAAAAUAAUAUCAUUAGAAACCAGAAUUAUAUGCAUUAGAAAUUAGGUAAAUAUGAUGUAAAUGUGCAAAGAAAAUGGAUCAAUAUAUUUGUACUAAAAUGCAUAAAUAGUUGAAAAAUAUGUUCCAAUAUGUAUCACAAAUUUACAUUCUUAAAUGAAAAUAUAAAUUGAUAAUCAUUUUUUAUUAUAAUUGAAAUAAAAUAAAAUAUAAUAAAUAAUAAAAUAAAAUAAAUUUUGUACCUUUCAAUAUUAAAAAAAUCUAAGUUAAUAAAAUACUUCAAUACAAAAGAAAUCAUUAUUUUGGUUUCCGUCAACAAAUUUAAAUAUAUUAAAUAAAACAAAUUUUAAAUAAAAAAAACAACAAAAUAAUGAGAUAACAGUUUAAAUUUUCAAUGUAGACAAUUAACAAAUACUAAUUUAUGUCCUACUUUGAGAAAUUAAUUUUUAACAAUUUUACUUAUCAAAUAAUGUUUAAUCAAUAACUGACAAUCUCCCUUUUUUCAUGAGUAAGUAAUAAUUAAAAGUUUCAAUUUCCAAAAUUAAUAGUUGUAAUGACUUAAUUAUUACCAAAAUUUUACAAAAUAUACACAUUAUAUGCACUAAUGACUAAAUAUACUUCAACCCUCCAAAUGCAAUUAUAUGCAAAAUAAAAUAUUUUGUCUAUGGAAUCAGCUUUGUUUGAAAUUCAGACAUUUUUAAUCCUUAAUAUAGUGCAUAAAUUCAGUAUGAAUAUGCAAAUGGCAUGCAUAUAAUUCCAGUCUUUAAACAUCAUGAUUUUUUGUUAACUCAACCUGAAUUUUUGUUGUCAUCUCAAUCACAAUUUGGGGGCCAGUAAUACUUAUAUUAUUUUUAGUUUUAUGAUUUUUUUAUUUUUUAUAUUUUAAUCAUAAGAAUUUUUUUACCUUUUAUCCAGUAUAUUUUUAAAACAAAAUAUUUUAGUUUUGCAAAUAGUUAUUUAGCUAGCUAAAUGUAUUUAUUUUUAAAGAAACAAUUGUAUAUAUAGUUUCUCCUUUUUUAAUGACAGAUCUUAUCAUUUUCUAACUCUUUUAAGGAUCAUACAUCUAAAAGUUAAAAUCAAUAAAAUAUUUGUUCUGAUUUGUGGUUUUAUUAUAAAAAAAAUAAAAAUAAAAGUAUGACUUGUAAAAGACCCAAAUUAAUCUUAUAAAUUAAUAAAAAUUCAUAAAAAUCUCUUUCAUAUUUAGAACAUUGCUCAAUGUGUAAAAAUAUCAAAAUCUCAACAUAACUAUUUGUCAUGAAAAAACUACUAAAAUAUUGUAAGAGUUAAACCUACAUGAAUUUAAAAGAAUAAUAACUAUGUAUAUUAUAACUACCAAUAUGAUUCAAUAAAAAUUUAAUUGAACUUACAGCUCAUGUCUAAUUUGACAUUUUAAAAGCCAGAUCAAAUCCACGAUAAUGAUUUUUUAAUAUGCUAUUCUACAAUAGCUUUAAAUAUUAAAUUUUUUCUAUGUUAUAAUUAAAGACUUAAGAUUAAUAUGGUCUACGCACAGUUAUUAUUUUAGUAACAUUUUUUUAUGUUUUCAAAAGUUAAAAUGAAAAAUUUAUAUUUACCCAGAUAAAUAAAUAAAAAAAAAUUUAGAUUUUUAUGUUCAUUGAUUUAUCAUGAUCAAGAUAUCAAGAUAUUUAUAAACAACUUAACUCCGAUGUUUUCAUAAUCAUAAAUCAAACACUUGAGUGUAAUUAAAAUCUAUGUAAUAGUCAACUUAUCAAACCGUUUAAAAUAAUCAUACAAGCUUUAAUAUUUUAAUUUUUUUCAAAAAUGUUAAAAUAUAUUGCUGAUUUUUUGUUUUUGUUUUUGUUUUGUUUAUGGUUAUUUAAUGUUGUUAAUCAUACGCUUAGGUAUAUUAAUAAGAAAAAUUAAUUAUAAUUGAAACUGUAUUGUAUGUGCGUUUUAUACUCUCAUUUAAUUUCCAGGACAUAUUAUUAUAAUUAAUUAUUGUAUUAUUAUUAUUUAUAAAAAUGUUAAGACUAAUUAUUAGUUAUUUCUUAUUUCUACUUGUAACGCAGUGUGCUAUCAUAUAUGUUAAUUAUAUGGGAAGCAAACUAUGAUUAAGUAUUAUAAUUUAUAAGCUAAAUAAUAUAUUAUAUUGUAUAAUGGGCUAUUCGAUAAUAAUACAUAUGAAUGUAAAACAUGUACAACUCAUAGUUACCAUUUCGAAACAACAUUUAUAAUAUAAUACCAUAUUCAUUUCAUAGAUUAUUUAAUACCAAACGCGUUAUCGAAUCCAUUACAAUAAUUAUAGGCCCAAGUGAUAUAAUAUUCUAUAUUUAUAUACUAUAUAAUACCAUAUAAAUAUUAUGUAAUAAUUGUAUGCAAAUAAACUUAAUAUAUAAUAUUAUAUAUAUACAAAUGA
Messenger RNA from Rhopalosiphum padi (bird cherry-oat aphid), 8193 nucleotides. Its product is annotated as sorting nexin-14-like. Lineage: Eukaryota; Metazoa; Arthropoda; Insecta; Hemiptera; Aphididae. Gene Ontology annotation, molecular function: phosphatidylinositol binding. Bases 254 to 2803 code for a protein of 849 amino acids. The record is from RefSeq and is a predicted model, not a curated record. The transcript has 8 exons. Gene Ontology annotation, cellular component: late endosome. Gene Ontology annotation, biological process: autophagosome maturation.